AACUCUGGGAUUGGCUUAGAAUUUCUCUUGAACGAUCGGUGCUCCACCACCAGCUUAAAACUUUUCGUUUGAUAGUGCCACCAGAAGAUAGCACUGUCAAGUGAAACGUCAAAUAAGUUGGUUUCAUUUAUACCCUCCAUAAUCCGCCCCUAUCUGAACCGUUGAGAGUGUCGAACUGGCUAUAGCUAGGGCAUAUAUGUAUAUACACCUAAAAACAUAAUUGAAAAUUACUUUUAUUGGCUACCCAUAUGCCAGAGACAAUGAGCAUAUUGAGGAAAAGGUUACACGAUUAUGAGGAGAUUACCAAAUCUGAAGAAAUAGACCUCUCUAAUCUUAAGAGAUUAUGCUUCCAUGGCAUCCCUGACGAAGGCGGCCUGAGGCCUUUAUGUUGGAAGUUAUUACUGAAUUACUUGCCGCCAACAAAAGCAAGUUGGUCGGAAACGCUCUCACGUAAGAGAGAGCUUUAUAAGACAUUUAUAGAAGACCUGAUCGUGAUGCCAGGAGAAUCCGAUAAUGAUGGCGAUAGAGUUGAUGUUACUUUCGAUGAUCAUCCCUUGAAUUUGAAUCCUGAAAGCAAGUGGCAAACUUUUUUCAAAGACAAUGAAGUCUUGCUGCAGAUAGAUAAGGAUGUAAGACGCCUUUGCCCAGACAUAUCAUUUUUUCAACAAGGGACAGACUACCCUUGCACUGCCAUAGUAAACGCCAGUGGCGUCAAACGUCUACAUCGAAGAGUUCAGCACACGGUACUAAGAAGUGCGAAUGUUGAAAGAAAAGGGCUUGGAAUAACCAAGAUUGCAGUAUCGAUUAGAAAAGCUGCCGAAGAUUAUGCUCCAUUAUCUGAGGGUGGUGAAGCCCACUGGGAAGUCUUAGAAAGGAUCUUAUUUCUCUAUGCUAAGUUAAAUCCUGGCCAAGGCUAUGUACAGGGUAUGAACGAGAUCGUUGGGCCAAUUUAUCACGCAUUUGCUUGCGAUCCGGACUGGAAAUGGAGAGAAUACGCAGAAGCAGAUACGUUUUUUUGUUUUACUAACCUGAUGGCGGAAAUCCGCGAUUUCUUUAUAAAAUCGUUGGAUGAAGCUGAGUUUGGAAUUAAUUCGAUGAUGAGUAAAUUGACUAACGAAGUUAAGAUUAAUGAUUACGAAGUCUGGCUGCGUUUGCACCGACAAGAAUUAUGCCCACAGUACUACAGCUUCAGGUGGUUGACGCUGCUACUUUCUCAAGAAUUUCCGCUACCCGAUGUGAUGAGAAUUUGGGACUCAUUAUUUGCAGACGAGGAUAGAUUUAGCUUCCUCAUACACAUUUGCUGUGCCAUGAUAUUAUUACUCAAAGAUCAACUAUUAGCCGGUGAUUUUGCCACGAACGUUAAACUCCUACAGAAUUUUCCUUCCAUGGAUAUUCAAAUUGUUCUCACUGAGGCAGCUAGGCUUGCCGGAAAGACUUUGGUUUCCUCUUAGAUGAUAUUCGGUCUAAAACCAAGGUACGAACAACAUGUUAUAUAGAAUAAAUGAAUAAUAAUUAUACAUAUGCAAGAAAACUUAUUUGCCAUGAGAAGAGAAUAGGGAGUAUAAUAUGUUGUUGAGAAAAAGGAGUAUGAUACGAUGUUGAAAAUAAAUAGAAAAAAGGCGUUCGAAAUUGUUAUAGUUCAACGCAUCGACUGGGUUUCAAAAUCUGCGAGUACUAUAAAUAUCAUAAUCAUUUAUUGUAAUUAUGAUAUACGAUGAAUGUCAGCCUGCAAAUAUCAAAUGUACACUUGACACAUGCCAGUGUCAAUUGAAAAAUACCAAUUCUCACGGGAUUUAUACACGUGCCGUCUACGUGUGUACGAUACGUCGUUGACUCCCACUCAAUUGAGCACGAUGUAUUACUUCCGAUUUUUUCGGUAAUACAUUUAUGAAACAGUUAGUCUAACUUGUCUUCCAAUCGGAAGGUCCUGAACCAAAUUAAAUUCACGCGUGGAAUGUGACUUUUUUAAAAGAAUCCUGACGAUGAGUGUCGGUAAUAAGGAAGAAAUAUGCGAACAACUGUAUGACACUAAAAGGCUUCGUGGAAUUAAAACAAUAAUUGGCAGUGAGAUAUCAGUUAGCCGUGGCCACUCAUCAGUGAAAUUAAUAAUAAAUGAAAUAAAGCAUUGUAAUUCGCAAUCGCAAUGAUCGCAAUAACUAAAAAUCUAGGUAUACAUCAAUCAUAUUCUAAAAAACAUUUUUUGUACAUUAUAAUCUCAUGCUUAGACUGAUAAUGAGAUAAUAUUACAGCUGUAUACAUAUUCUAAUACCGAAUACGAGAAGAGAAACACUUUAUCUAAAUCUAUAUUUAUAAUAUUAUUUUUGUAAAGUUUUUUGCUGUUUGCUUUUGUUUAUGAAAUAAACAAUGUUAUAUUUCCA
Messenger RNA from Athalia rosae (coleseed sawfly), 2378 nucleotides. RefSeq names its product TBC1 domain family member 13. The record is from RefSeq and is a predicted model, not a curated record. Bases 249 to 1451 code for a protein of 400 amino acids. Gene Ontology annotation, molecular function: GTPase activator activity. NCBI's taxonomy places the organism in Eukaryota, Metazoa, Arthropoda, Insecta, Hymenoptera, Athaliidae. The transcript is spliced from 10 exons. Gene Ontology annotation, biological process: intracellular protein transport; activation of GTPase activity.